CGUGUCGUGAACGCUAGUAUUGGCGAGGUGCGGAGGCUCCUCGUCUCCAUCCUUUAAAACGAGUCACAAGAGACUGUUUCAGAGGCUACCCUCCCGUAAUUGGUUUAAAUCGAGACGUCAGUAAUUAUUUGCUCGUCAAUCGCAUUUACCUCAGUAUACCGCCUGUAUACUGACAGGAACCUAUUCGUAUGUUAGUGAUACCAAGGCGAUGGCUUUUACUAGAGAGAGUAACAGAACCCGUGUUCUUUACGUCAUUAUACUGUACAUAUGAACAUCAAAUUCCCCAUAAAUCAGCGUAAAAUCUGUCGUUUGAGUAGCCUAAUGAAAAAAAUCCUUGGAACGGACUCUCAGUUGCCCUUGUCGUAGCCUAGGACGCCGUGUGUUAUUUAUAAUAAAUUCGCUUACCCCAAAGGGACAAGACACAGACAACACACUCCGCGUUCACUAUCCCAUUGUUGCAAGGGAUGUUUCCGCUAGGCUGCGUUCUUUGAUGGUUGAGUUGGGAAAGAGGUAGAGAGAGAGGGAGGGAGAGCUGGCGACAAACAAGCAGAGAAAGGGACACGAGACCGUACGUCGGAGAGUGACGGUGCUGUGGCGGAGCCGCAAGUCGGAGUAGUGUGACACAAUGCCAAAUUGAUGCUUCAUAGGGAUUCAGCUGUCUUUUAUCGAAGGCCCAUCGAAACACAGACCAGAAGCUUACCGCACAGAGAGGUAGGCGACAGUAGCUGACACAAUUUAAGUAAAAAUAGAUUGUGUCUGUGCAUUGUAAGGAUCAAGUCGCUUAUGAAGGAAUGCCAAAGACUUCAGCGAACGGGGAUGCUGACCGUCACAGCGAUGCUUCGGAGUUAAGGACCUUCAUCAUCGCUUUUGAUAUUGCUAUCUUUUAAUAUUACGGACUGCAAUUGUCAGCGGAUGACCAAUUCACUCUCAUUUCGAAACAAGGAAUAAUUAAUCAUUGCGCCUUGCAGUGUUGAGUCGAUUCUCCUGACUCUAUUGGCGAUCAGGAACUGACAAAACUUCCACUAUGGCACUGGUGAUGGAACCCGUGAGUAAAUGGACAACGAGCCAAGUGGUUGACUGGAUGAAAGGUCUGGAUGACUGUCUGCAGCAGUACAUCAAGAACUUUGAGCAUGAGAAGGUUGGCGGCGAGCAGCUGCUCCGGAUCACACACCAGGAGCUGGAGGACCUGGGCGUGUCCCGCAUCGGACACCAGGAGCUCAUACUGGAGGCCGUGGACCUGCUGUGCGCUCUGAACUACGGGCUGGAGACAGAGAACCUGAAGACCCUUUCCCAUAAACUCAACGCCUCUGCCAAGAACCUGCAGAACUUCAUAACGGGCCGUCGCCGUGGCGGCCACUAUGAUGGGCGUGCCACGCGCAAACUGCCCAACGACUUCCUGACCUCGGUGGUGGACCUCAUCGCUGCGGCCAAGAGCCUGCUGGCCUGGCUAGACAGGUCUCCGUUUGCAGCCGUAGCCGACUACUCCAUGACCAGGAACACCGUCAUUCAGCUCUGCCUGGAGCUCACCACUAUAGUGCAGCAGGACUGUACCGUGUACGAGACGGAGAACAAGAUCCUGCACGUGUGUAAGACGCUGUCUGCGGCGUGUGACCACGUCAUCUCUCUGUCGUCUGACCCCAUGGUGUCGCAGUCGGCCCAUCUGGAGGUGGUGCAGCUGGACAACAUCAAAUCAACCGAGGGGCUGGGCAUGUACAUCAAGUCCACGUACGACGGCCUGCACGUCAUCACUGGCACCACGGAAGGGUCCCUGGCGGACCGUUGUAAAAAGAUCCACGCAGGAGAUGAAGUAAUCCAGGUCAACUACCAGACAGUGGUUGGCUGGCAGCUGAAGAACCUGGUUGCUAUGUUGCGUGGGGACGCUGGUGGCGUGUCCCUCACACUGAAGAAGAGGCCCCAGAGUACCCUCACCUCUGCCCCCGCCCUGCUGAAGAACAUGCGCUGGAAACCCCUCGCCCUGCAGCCCAUCAUCCCGCCCAGCCCCAGCAGCAGUGUGGCCACGCCUUCUAGCACCCUGAGCACGCCCUCCAGACGCAACAGCUGCGCCCUACAGGACCUUUACAUACCCCCACCACCGGAGGAGCCCUACACACCCAGAGAAUAUGAUAACAUCCUCCCUUUCCUGGACCAGCAAUACACACCCAGUUGCCAUAGAGAUGAGGUUGGAACCCUCCCCGGCCCUGAAAAGCACGGCAACCCAGUUGUCAAGGGCCAGGAGUCCCCCAACUCGUUCCUGGACCAGGAGUGUCGGCGGCGGUUCCCGCUCCUGGACGAGGAGGCGGUUCUGUACUGCUACGAGUACGACCAGAACCAGGCUCCGCCCCCCGUGCGCCGGGACAGCACCCCCACCUACGAGAACUCCCUUCUGCGUUACGUCAGCGAGGACAAGGCCACACCUGAAGAGUAUCUGAUUGGCCGCAGCAGCAGUAGGCGGAGCCGCAAGAAGAGUGAAAAAGGUGGAAGCCCCUCCCACUAUGCUUUAGUUCCUGCCCUCCAGAUGGAAAUGAUGCGGCAGGACACACUGGCCACGCCCACCUCGGACACUAUUUCCAUUCACCACAUGUUUGAUCAGGCAUCGUUGCUGUCAAGGUCGAAGAAGAAACUCAGAGUGGGGUCUGUCUCCUCCAUCAGUAAGCGGCGGAUCUCCUGUAAAGACCUGGGCCAGGCGGACUGCGAGGGCUGGUUGUGGAAGAAGAAGGACGCUAAGAGCUACUUCUCUCAGAAGUGGAAGAAGUACUGGUUCAUCCUCAAGGGCUCCUGUCUCUACUGGUACAGCAACGAGGAGGACGAGAAGGCUGAAGGUUUCGUCAGUCUCCCAGAGUUUAAUAUAGACCGCGCCAACGAAUGCCGCAAAAAAUAUGCUUUCAAGGCCUGCCAUCCGAAGAUCAAGAGUUUUUACUUUGCUGCAGACAGUGUGGAUGAUAUGACCAGGUGGGUCAGUCGACUGAGCAUCGCCACCACACUACACACAGAGCUGGAACGCAUGCGGCAAGAUCACGACUACUGGAGCGAGAGUGAUCAUGAGGAGGGCGACAUGUCAACCAUGCCAAAACAGGACAGCCCUCCCCCGCCCUAUGACACCUACCCUCACCCCGCCUCAGUGAGUCCGUACCUGGAGCCGAAGCGUGGCCGCCACCCGUCCUCAGACACACACACGUCCCAGUCCCGCUCGUCCCACGAGGAGUUCCGCCCGGACCCCCAGCAGAGCGGGAGCAUGGUGGCGCCAGGCGGCUCGCCGGGCCGGAAGUCCAGCCAGCGCCGCUCCUGGCAGGACCUGAUCGAGACGCCGCUCACCAGCUCCGGCCUGCACUUCUUGCAAACCCUGCCGCUGGAGGACGCGGUCUUCUGCGAGGCGGCCGGCGUGCCCUUCGAGCUGCGUCGCCAGGCAACCCUGCCCACGCAGCGCGUGAUGAUGCCCGAGCGCUACAUGCACCACGGGCACUCACAGGGCCCUCUCCACGGCGGCGUGACCGUGACCACCGUCGACCCCUGCGCGGGCGGGGGGAAACCCCGCAGCUUCACGCUGCCCCGGGACAGCGGCCUGCACCACAUCCUGACCGCCUCCGCGGCCGCCGAUCACCGUGACGCCCCGCGCUACAACAUGCCUCCGCCCGUCAGCAGAGACGCAGGCCUGCAGCGGGAGCGCCGACAGCAGGCGGACUCGGUGGGGGAUUUGUACCGGGCUUUGGAGCGAGCUAGUUUGGCUCCGCUGGGGGAGUUGCGGCCGGCCAACCGGCUGGAGUACAAACGCUCAUUCGUGCGACGCUGCAACGACCCGCUGCUCAAUGACAAACUCCACCGCAUGAGGAUCAUGCACAGCUCACUGAAGGAUGUGUCCCUACAGGACUCAGACAGGCCAUCUGGAUAUUUAGGUUAGCUGCGUAGCCUAGCGACCAACUGGAGACGGAGCAGAACCACACGACACUACGCCAUGCCAUGCCACGCCAAGCCACGUCACGCCAAACCACGUCAGGCCAAACCGCGUCACGCCACUCCACGCCAUCUUCCCUGGAUCCACUCGCUCCAUCUGACCUCGCAGAACACUGGUCCAUUCCCCAACCCCCCCCCCCCCCCCCCUCACUGAAGCACUUACCCUGGGUUAAAGACACAGUUCAGCAUUGGUGGGAGAGAAUCCUACAGCCCAACAGUCGGACCAGAACUAAGCCAGACAGCAGCGGCUCUAGAGUGAACCGGGUCCGGCUCCUGGUCCAGAAGCGGUUUGGCUCUGGCUGCUCUAUCAGGGGAACAAGACAGGUGGUUUGUUUAAAAAAAACAGCUGUACAUAUUACUGUUGAUCCACGCCUGAGGAAACACCUGAGGAGAAGGAAGGUCUAAUAGAGUUGAGUCCCUUUCCCUGGGGUCUAGAUCCGCUCUAGGUCUGCUCUAGAGUAUACUGAUCCGCUCUAGGUCCUCUCUAGAGUAUACUGAUCCGCUCUAGGUCAGUUCUAGAGUAUACUGAUCCACUCUAGAGUAUACUGAUCUGCUCUAGAGUAUGCUGUUCCACUCUAAGUCCGCUCUAGAGUAUACUGAUCCGUUUGGGUCCCUCGCUAUCCUAAAACUACUGCACCUGCCCUCUCUUACCCUAUGCACUCUUUCUGUAUUUACACUACACGUGUCUGUUGCUUUUUACAAUCUGGCCUCUUUGUUUUUCUAGAUAUCUUGCCUCCGUGCUUUCUGUCUGUCUCAUACACACAUGCACACAUAUGAGUGUGUAUGAACAGCACUCAUAGUCAUUGUCAGAGGGAAUGAACUGGGCUUUCCCCUCCCUCAACAUUAGUAAGGCCCCUAAUCCCCCAACUGCUUCCUGGGCCUGGCAAUGCUGUUGCCCACUGCUCACUGCUCCUAGUGUGCUCCAAGUGUGUGUGUGUGUGCUCACUGCUCCUAGUGUGUGUGUGUGUGUGUGUGUG
Messenger RNA from Clupea harengus (Atlantic herring), 4925 nucleotides. RefSeq names its product connector enhancer of kinase suppressor of Ras 2b (gene cnksr2b). NCBI's taxonomy places the organism in Eukaryota, Metazoa, Chordata, Actinopteri, Clupeiformes, Clupeidae. Gene Ontology annotation, molecular function: protein binding. Gene Ontology annotation, biological process: regulation of signal transduction. The record is from RefSeq and is a predicted model, not a curated record. Gene Ontology annotation, cellular component: membrane; cytoplasm.